Molecule: messenger RNA, 4297 nt
Organism: Rhopilema esculentum
Lineage: Eukaryota; Metazoa; Cnidaria; Scyphozoa; Rhizostomeae; Rhizostomatidae
Source: RefSeq, a predicted model, not a curated record
CAUAUUAUACUGUAACAUCCCUGUUUCAAUGCGAUAUAUAAAGCGCCGGCAAAACGACUGGACAUUUGCACUGGUCACACAUUGGACAUUGCUCACUUGUUCAGAGUAUGGACAUCAAGAAAAUAUUGGUUAUGGCAAAACGACUGAACAUUGUCCAGUGAACUUUUUCUCUGUUGGAGAAUGCGGGUUGAAAAACAGGCAACAAGGCAUCUCUUUACCUUUGAAAAUACACUUUCAUAGCCCUAACCGUGUUAUCGUAUGAAUUAAAGUGUAUUAUUAAAAAGUGGCUAGGACUGCUAGGUUCAUCAAAAUCACCGUCCUCGUGCUCUCUGGCAUCGCUUUCCUUAUCGUAACUAAAGCUAAUCUGAUCAGAAGACUCAUCGUUAUUAAUGAAAUGCCUUUUUCUACUAUUGGUCGAAUUGAAUUUUUACGUUGUUUCCAUUUCGUUCGCGGUGUUGACUAGGAAAGUUUGUUGAAGAUUUGAAUAUGGGAAAUAAAUUGACGCCAAAUCCAAACCAUUAAUCGAUUGCGUGUGCGCGAACUGGACAAUGUUCAGUAGCAAACGACUGAACAAUUUCUGUAUAACAUCAGUGAACAAAAGAAAUUUAAUCCUGUCCACUGAACAUUUUUGGCUGCCUUCAAAAUCGACUGAACAACAUUCGACAUCGCUGAACAAGACUGGACAAGGUGGCAAAACGACGCAACAUUUACGCUGGACAUUUGUCCAGUCCAUGUUCAGUGAUAAUGUCCAGUCGUUUUGCCGGGGCUUAAGAUUUUAACCUGCUCCGAUGUCUUUUUACUUAGCUUUUGCUUGAAGCUGGUCAUGUUUUUCCCUAAGCACAAGCUAUUGCUAAAUGUAAUAAAUUUAAAAGUCCAAAAAUUAGAGUUCACUAAGCGAUUUGCUCUGUGAUGUGAAGUAAUGAAGAGGACAUACGUAGAACAAGGGAAGAACAAGAAGACUUCAAUCAAAGGUGGUGCACAGAAAUUUCAUGAGGAAAAGCUGCGAGACUUAAAAAAGGAUUCAGCUACGAUACAAAGCUUUUUUUAUCAAGCAAAACAGGGGUAUGGUGCUACACGAUAAAAUUUCAACAGGGGUGCCCAUGUUUUCUUUUUGGGGUCAGAAAUUGACAAAUCGAUAUUUUUGGGCUGCUGAAAAUCAUUGUGGUUUUCCGGAGGAAUAGAAAAUUAUUUGUCACAAGUUGAGUGUGAAGCUUUUCCACUUUAAAUAUGUAAAGAACAGAUUACGUGGUAAUUUUUCGCAGCCAAACCUAGAGUCCUUCAUGUUAAUGUUCUUAGAAAAACACCUGUUAGAUGACAUCUAGAACGAUCAUAUUAUCAACAAAUAGGUUACUGUAUUUAGAAAGAAAGUCAAACCAAUGAGUUAAAAUUUUUGUUUAUUUAUUAUUUAGUUAGCAAAUGACUUAUUGAACAUGUUCUGUUAACCAGCAUUCAUCCAUGCACAAAAUUACUGAAUUUAAAAACUUGUUUUCCUUACAGACUAACAUUUACUUGCAUUUUCCGAAGAGUUUUUUAUUUGCUAUUGUUGUGGGCCGGUUUGAUCAAAAUUUGCCCGGGCCAAAAAAAUUAGCCAGUCCGCCCCUGGAUGUCAGACAUUUCAGACCAGAUGAGAUCGCCCUUAAUGUGGAGGGAGACAAACUGAAAGUUACAGGAAAGCAUCAUCAACAAACUGAUCAUGGUUAUGAAAGCUCUGAAUUCGAAAGAUGCUUUCCGAUUCCAGCUGAUGUUGAUGCAAAGUCAUUCACAUCAAAGCUAAAUGAUGAUGGUAUUUUGGAGAUAACAGCUGCAAAAAUCAAACCGUUAGCGAAUCAGGGACAACAAGAAGAUGAGACAAACUUCAAAUUGACUUUCGAUGUCAGUGAUUAUAAACCAGAGGAAAUUUCUGUCAAGCUACAAGGAAAUGAACUUGUUGUUAAUGGAGAGCAGAACUCAGAAAGCAAAGAUGGAGAAGAUUCAUUUUUCCACCACAGGAAAUUUUCACGUCGUAUCUUACUUCCAAAAAAUGUGAAAUUGGAGACCUUGCAGUCGAAAUUAACCAAGUAUGGGAAACUGAUGAUUGAAGCUGAAAAAAUGGCAGCUAUCGAGCCAACAGUGAGGCAGUUGGAGGUUGAGUAUGAAGUUGAUUUAAAAUCGAAGGAAGAUGUGAAGAAAGAAACCAAUGAAGCUGAUAAUGCGACAAUGGAAGAAUAGAAGACUUCUAGAUUAGAUUAUAGUUGUAUACGUAUUCUUUUAAUAUAAUUGCUAUAUUUGAAUCAUAGUUUUUGUCAUCUUUUUGGCUAGUCAAAUUUCUGUCUUUUUAUGAAAUCUGUUGACUUAUAAAAACCUAUCGAUCGUAGGGUUAUUUUAUUUUAAGCUUGAACUGUUGCUUAUCAUAUCUAUUUGAUGAAGUAAUUAAUUUCUAUUACAUGUUGAUCAUCUCAUUCGUUGGUAAAAUAACAUAUGUUUCUAUCCAAACGCUGUAAGAUAAAAUUCCUAUGUGUUACAAACUUUGAAUUAGACUUUGUUUAUUAAUUUGAAAAAAUUGAAUCUGAGGUGGUUGAAGUUUUUAUAAAUAUUAUGAAUGUCUUGUGAUAUUUGUUUUUUUGUCGUAGUAGAAUACAGAUCUGAUAUUAAAUUUGAUUCGCAUCAUUCGAGUAAUAUUCGCAUAGAUGGUAUAAUCACAAUGACCUGUCUCUCUUUUGUAAGGCUCUAUGCAAAACAGCAUUUUAUGGAAAGCUCUUUUCAGUAUAAAAAGGCUUAAUAACGACGAGAAAAAAGAAUAUACACCCAUUUGUAGGCCUAGUUAACUCAGUUCUACUGGCCCGAGAUGCGUGGCCCCUAAAUCAGUGAUGCUAAACAUCUGGCUUUCUAGGGACCGGCCAGGGGGUUUAAUCAGGCCUGCAAAUUGAAUUUAAUGUAAGCAUAAAUUAGAAAUUGCUCUCAAUUUAAUAUUUUAGGUCAAUUUAAUGAAAUCAAUUUAUGCUUUGAGCAUUAUAAUGACCAUUUUAGAAAAAUUCCUAGAUCUUAAUAAGUCGAUUUAAUCUUUUUUCAAGGGUCAAUACUUUACUUUUCAGUUAAGAAUAUCCGUGAUUUGAAGUUUUUUAUCUUGGGUACAAUCUCUAUGAUGAGAUGCAGGUUAUGUGAACAUGCAAGUGAUAAGCUGAAGCAAUUUGCACAUGUGCACAUGUUUUUUAUAGAAGCUAAAGUUUUUCAUGGUAUUAUUUUAAUUACAUUAAAUUACACAUUCUUCGAAAUACUUUUCUCUUUUUUGAUACUUUUCUGCGCAAAAAACGAUUAAAUUAAAUUAUUGGUCAUUAAUAAGUGAUUGUGCUAGGAUUCUACUAGGCCGCCCACUUGGCAUCAAAUCAUUCUUUCAUGUGGUGUGGUUUUCUCUGAGCUAAAAUGUGCUCAACACUGCUGCAUUGUUUUUACAUUCACACUACAAUGUUUUUGCACGCCAUAUCUGAUAACCGCCAUUAGCGUGUAAUGUUAUUUCAGAUAUAAACAGAAGGCCUUUAGAAAAUGGGAGACAUCUCUAGAAGAGGGAUAUUAAAUGAAGAAGGGCUUUUAUUGACUUUCGAUUGAAGUUGCAAAAGUUUUGGAUUCACAGAACUUUAGUAUUGGAUAACUAUUUGCGUAAUUGGGACCGACGUAUAAAGGAAAAAGAAGUUUCCUAUAUAUGAAUGAAUCUGUAUCCAUAUACUUGGUCUCCAAAAAUAUGACAUCUAGCCGGAUUCUGGAGAUAGCCUGAUAUCUCUCCGGAUUCUUCAUGUCCGCCGUAUAAAUAAAUCUGUAUCCAUAUACUUGGUCUCAAAACAGGUUGGUACUGCCCCAUUUCCAGCCCUAAGCAAGGGGUGCACUAUCAAAAAAUGCGCGUUAAUAAUGGGAAGUUAAUAAAAAAAAUAAAUGAAUACAGUUUUGCCGUCUUAGAAAAUUUGGAGGGGACUGUGCUGUAGGCAAAUUGUAGAAGUCACAUCAAAGACUACACCCGAGAUUGCAUCCAUUGCAUUUGUAUCAAGGUUCUCUGUUCAGUAUCUGAAAUCAUUCAAACUAUUCAACUGAUAAAUAUUGCUCAUGCAUAGAGAAUCAAUAGCAUAGUAAAGGGUUAGUUCUCAUUGCCGAGUAAAUCAAGAUUCUGACAAAAAAUAUAUGAGGCAUUUUAUUCUUCCUUUUUUGGAUUUAGACAUAAUAUGGGACAUUAGAAUAGAGAAUAACAAAAGAUAAACUUAUUAUUUAUUCAAGUCAUGUGCCAGAAAUCAUACUACUUUAAGAUUUUCUGGUCUUCUCCCCUAAAUAGAUA